UGAUGUUGGUGUAACUUCAAAAUUUGACCAUAUUAUCAGCACUUAGGAACCAUUCUUUUCUGCUUUUGUUGUGCACUUGUACACGGGGUAGAGAGCUAUCUGGGAUUCAGCCAUCUGCUAAGAUGUCAGUUAAGAUGACUUAAUAGCAAUGAACAGAAGCAGUGUUGUGGAAGAAGGAGAUAUGUGUGUGUAUCUGACACCGCACACACUGACACACCAGCUAACAAUGAGUUAGUUAGAUGUUAGUUUAUCAGCAUUGUACAGAAGACGCAGGGCGUUGGGAGGGUGGAUUAAGACCUUAAAGAAGGGACAGCUUUCCUUUCCGAGCCACCACCCCAGAGUUCAUUCAUUAGCAGGGUCUGGAGACAAGUGCACUUCAUCUUAAAUAUUUAAACUAGCUAAAGGCUUAUGGGAUAAGAUGGAAGGGCCAUUUAAGUGUAUACGAGAAGAAAAUGGAACAGUCACUCGGAUUAUUCGCAUCGGAACCAGGAAAAGCCAGCUGGCUCGGAUUCAGACAGACAGCGUGGCCGAGAAACUGAAAGAGCUCUAUCCAGACUUGCAGCUAGAGAUAGUUGCCAUGUCGACAAUCGGAGACAAAAUCCUUGACACUGCCUUAUCAAAGAUUGGAGAGAAGAGUCUGUUCACCAAAGAGCUGGAGAAUGCCCUUGAGAGAAACGAAGUGGACCUUGUUGUGCACUCUCUAAAAGACCUUCCUACCUCACUGCCUCCUGGUUUCACCAUCGGUGCUGUUCUCCAACGUGAAAAUCCUCAUGAUGCUGUAGUGCUUCAUCCAAAGAAUGCUGGACUCACUCUGGACACCCUGCCAGAAAAGAGUGUGAUUGGCACGAGCUCACUCCGCCGAGCGGCACAGCUGAAAAAAAGGUUCCCACAGCUGGAAUUUGAAAACAUUAGAGGCAACCUGAAUACUCGUCUGAAGAAGCUGGAUGAGAAGGAUGACUACGCUGCCAUCAUUCUGGCUGCAGCUGGUCUCAAGCGCAUGGGCUGGGAGAGCCGUAUCAGUCAGGUUCUGGGUCCUGAAGACUGCAUGUAUGCUGUAGGCCAGGGAGCGUUGGCGGUGGAAGUGAGGGCAAGAGACAGAGACAUUCUCAAGAUGGUGUCCAUCCUCCACCACCCUGACACUGUGCUGCGCUGCAUCUCUGAGAGGGCUUUCCUCAAGCAGCUGGAGGGAGGCUGCAGUGUACCUGUCGCUGUCCACACAGAAGUGAAGAACUCGGUGCUCUAUUUGACAGGUGCAGUUUACAGUCUGGAUGGUGCUGACUGCUUGAAGGACACCAUGCAAACCAACAUCGAAUUAGAUAACAUGGUGCACGACAGCGCAGAAGAGCGCGCUCAUGUCGGAGUCACAGCCAACAACAUAUCGCUGAUGGCUCUGGAUGCUGCAGACAAGCUGGGUGUUGAUCUUGCCAACCUGCUGCUCAGUAAAGGAGCCAAGGACAUCCUUACCACGGCCAGACAGCUCAACGAUGUCCGAUAACAGCUUCUUUCAGCCGCCAGCCAACCCUGAUCCACAUGAUAACACUGCCAACAUGAAAAAUGCACACACACAUUCAAAGUGAAGGUCAGGGGUGUAAACAGUGCUAUUUAAAUGGAUGCAACAGAAUGAGUGUAUGCCUCUGUUUACCAAUGUCAUCCCAACACAUGUUUUCAGCACUGAAUGCAUUGAUGAUUAUAUUUAUCUUCAGUACUUUGACAGUACUAGAACAAACCAUGUACAUGCUGAUUUCUUGAUUACCAUGGCAAGUAACUUUAACUCAGGUGCACUCAGGAAAAAGAGGUUCUUUGCCAAGUUAAAGCUUCCCAGACAGGGUUUUUACAUGUAACCUUUUUGAGUGUAGCUGGUGGUCAGUAGGUCUGAGUUCUCUUUAAUAAUAUUCUAUGCUGAAACCAUGGUUAUAUAAACAAAUCAGAUUUAGUGAGGUUGUACCUUUUAUUAUUUAGUCAUGAAGCAGUUUGCAGCUUCAUUUAUUCUCUUCUAUGUCGCCUGAACCUAUACUUUAUAUCCUCAUUGCAGUAAUACUUGGUGUCAUUUAAUUUUAGCACACUCGUGCCUUCCAGUACUCACUGCUGCCUCUUAAGAGGCCUGGCACAGAUUAAAGGUGCCCAGAUUUUCAGUAGCCAUCAUUAAUAGUGUUAAAGGAAUAAAUCCUUUAAAUGUGAACAAAUUUCCUGUUUACCAGCCAAGAUCUCUGGUGUUCAGAGUUUGCUUUUUUUUUAGUUUCACACCAUAGCUGUAAGACUAACACAGCAACUACAGUUGUACAUAAAUUUAUAAAUGAAGCAGAAUGGAUAUGCAUUUUAAAAUUUAGAUACUGAGGUUUCAAAUUGCUGCCACUAAUCCAUCCACUUCAUCCAUGUUUAUAGAUAACAGUAUGUCACAGAAGGUUGGGUGUGUUUGAGGUCACUACACACCACCACCACCAUAAUAAUAAUAAUAAUAAUAAUAAUAAUUAUUAUUAUUAUUAUUAUUAUUAUUAUUAUUAUUAUUAGUGGUUAGCACUGUUGCCUCACACCUCCAGGGUUAGAGGUUUGAAUCCCGCCUCCACCCUGUGUGCAUGGAGUUUGCAUGUUCUCCCGGGGGUUUCCUCUGGGUACUCCAGUUUCCUCCCCAGUCCAAAGACAUGCAUUGUGGCUGAAUUGCAUAUCCACAUUGUCUGUCGUGUGUGUGUGCAGUUUUGCCCUGCGUUGGACUGGCACCCCUGGUCCAGGGUGUCCCCCACCUAGUACCCCGGAUCCCCUGGGAUUCCAUCUAUCCAUCCAUUCCUCCAGAAUUCCUCCAUUCCUCCAGAAUGAAUGGAUGGAAUAAUAUAUUGUUCUGACAAUCUACCAGCUGCCAAAACACAGGCCAAGCUGAUAGUCUGACUUACUAGUCUGAAUUACUUCACUAAAUGAAUCAGUACAUAACUGAGAUUUUCAAAUUUGCCUUACUGUCGUGUUAUUUUCUUAAAGAGUAACUUGUAGCAUUAGUAGUAGUAAAACAUUACCAUUUCACAAGUUCACAAGUUGUUUCCUUUCUACCAGCCCUUAACAGCUAGCAAAGGCGGCCUGUGAUUUAGCAGCUUGUCAGACUCAGUUUUUUCCCCCAGCAGGGUUGUGUGUUAAUUUCAGCAUUGUUUGCAUGUUAAUCAUAUCUCUGCACACAGUGGUAAUAUAAAGAAACAAAAUAUGGACACCAGACAUGUCUUGGCUAUUUAAGCUAAGUAGGAAAUGCAUAAAUUCCACUUUCCCGGAUCAGGUCCUUCAAUGCAAGGCUGAAGUGUGUGCUCAGGAAGUAAAGUAAACAUGGCUGUAAUGUUCUCAGUAGGAAAGGUGCAGGCUGAGAGACUCACUGUUCAAUACUGAAUCAUUUAUGGGUUGGGUCUGAUGCCAGGAAGCUGUUUCUAGUGCCUGAGACGUGCCUUAAUGCCAUAAUACAAUCUGUAAAAUGCAUAAACUACUGAAAAUAAAGAUUUAUUUCUUCACUAUUA
This is a messenger RNA of Pangasianodon hypophthalmus (striped catfish), 3485 nucleotides long. It is a transcript of the gene hmbsa, whose product is annotated as hydroxymethylbilane synthase a. The record is from RefSeq and is a predicted model, not a curated record. Bases 419 to 1495 code for a protein of 358 amino acids. Gene Ontology annotation, biological process: heme biosynthetic process. Lineage: Eukaryota; Metazoa; Chordata; Actinopteri; Siluriformes; Pangasiidae. Gene Ontology annotation, cellular component: cytoplasm. The transcript has 14 exons. Gene Ontology annotation, molecular function: hydroxymethylbilane synthase activity.